Molecule: messenger RNA, 3304 nt
Organism: Mugil cephalus (flathead mullet)
Lineage: Eukaryota; Metazoa; Chordata; Actinopteri; Mugiliformes; Mugilidae
Gene: zbtb7a
Product: zinc finger and BTB domain containing 7a
Exons: 4
Coding region: 242-2053 (603 amino acids)
Biological process (GO): regulation of transcription by RNA polymerase II
Molecular function (GO): DNA-binding transcription factor activity, RNA polymerase II-specific; protein binding; RNA polymerase II cis-regulatory region sequence-specific DNA binding
Source: RefSeq, a predicted model, not a curated record
CCCUCCAGAAACCAGGAAGGGAAUUGAGUUGAUCUGCUGCUGCUUGGUUAGCGCAUACGGGGCUUUAAGCUGCACAACAGUGAGAGGGAGAGAGAGAGCUCCGGAGAGGAGGAGAGGAGAGGGCUGAGCUAACCCACAACAAGCACCACCACGGCCAUCGCAGAUAGGCAGACGCACAGACGGCAGGACGGAUACACGGGUGGGGGCUGUGCUAGGUGGCUCGGCGGCAGGCUGGUGGAAGAUGUCGUCAGGAGCCGGUGGGAGGGGCGGAAGGCGGCUCAGGGGGACAGCGAGCAGCGGGGGCGGCGGAGGGAGAGGGGGCGCGGGGGAGGCGGAGGAAGGUCCUGUGGGGAUCCCUUUCCCCGAACACAGCGCAGACAUCCUGGGGAGCCUGAACAAGCAGCGGCUCAGUGGGCUGCUGUGCGAUGUGCUCCUGGUUACCCAGGACCGGGAAUUCCCAGCCCACCGCUCCGUCCUGGCCUCCUGCAGCUCUUACUUCCACAAGCUCUUCACAUCGGGGGCCGCCGCUGACCAACAAAACGUCUACACCAUCGACUUUGUGGCAGCGGAGGCUCUGGCGGCGUUGCUGGACUUUGCCUACACAGCCACAUUGACAGUCAGUCACAGCAGUGUGGCCGACAUCCUUGCUGCUGCACACCUCCUGGAAAUCCCACCGGUCCAGGACGUCUGUACACACCUGCUGGACACCAAAGUGCUCUCCCCGCCGGCGGGCAGUGAGCAAAGAGAUGAAGAUGGAGAUGAUGAGGGCAAAGUCAGAGGAGGCAGGGAGCAGGGGAACCGGAUGCGGGCCCGGGAGUAUCUGGAGUACUUCCAGAGAGGGGCGCACUGGAGCAGCAGCUGCAGCACGCCAGAGCUCAGGGACCUUCCCACUCACCUGCACGUUAACCAUGGUAAUGGGGGCGCACCCAGCAACGGGGCUUCUGCAGGCCCCGGUGAGUACUACUCCCCCCUGGCCCUUGCCUUGUCCCAGGUGCCUACACAGGAACCGGAGGAAGAGGACGACGAUGAAGAGGACGAUGAGGAUGGGGAGGUGGUGCAGGGCAACGGAGCGAGCCUGGGGUCGUCAUACUACCCUCCAUCCCAAAAUGGGCACUUCUACCUCCCCUCUGAGUCUAGGCUUGGGCAGGAGACAGAAAUGGAAGACAGUGGAAGGGAGGUGAUGGUGAGGGAGAGGGGUUCGGCCAGUGCCCUCCUGCAGAAGAUGAUGGACUCCAUUGAAAGGCAGAAGGAGCGUGCAGCAACCGGGGAGGAACCAGGUGACGGGGACGACCCCGACAUGGAAUUUUACUUGAAUUAUUUUAGCAGCACGCAGCAUGAGGAUACAGCUUCGGCUGCUGUAACACAGGGAGUGCCGUCGCUGUGGUUAUCACGAGGCAGUACAGGCCAAGACAGAGUAGGAGGAGAGAGGGGGGUUGGAGAGAGAGGCAGUGGGGGUGGAGGAGGUGGAGGAGAGAGGAAGAUGCGCUCUAAGGCUUUCCAGAAGUGCCCCAUAUGCUCCAAGGUCAUUCAAGGAGCAGGAAAGCUACCCCGCCACAUCAGAACGCACACGGGAGAGAAACCCUACGAAUGCGCCAUCUGCAAAGUGCGCUUUACCAGGCAGGACAAGCUCAAGGUUCAUAUGCGGAAGCAUACAGGAGAGAAGCCUUACCUGUGUACACAGUGUGGAGCUGCCUUUGCUCACAACUACGACCUGAAGAACCACAUGCGUGUACACACUGGCCUGCGCCCCUAUCAGUGCUCAAGCUGCUUUAAGACUUUUGUUCGCUCGGAUCACCUGCACCGCCACCUCAAGAAGGACGGCUGCAAUGGCAUACCCUCUCGCCGGGGCCGAAAACCUCGGGUGAGGGAGCCAGGGCUCCUCGAGCCCCCUCUGGACCUGCUGAGCCUCAGCUCCGACACAGGCCCCGAACCUCGUACCAACAGGGGACGACGGCGCUCUGAGGCGUCCUCAGCAGCGGAGGUGGAGGGUGCUGCUGGAGCACUUGCACACAGUCCUCAGCUGCAAGAGCUAGUAGGGGAGGCAGGGCCGUGAGACUGCAGGGGCGACAAGGACACUGCUGGACACCAUAUUCACUCUGCACCGCCUGUGAGACAGGCCAGUGAACAGAGAGGAGAGAAAACAUGCAAUUGAAAAAAAAAAAACAAACAACAACAACAAAACAACUAACUAUUCCUCUAUAAACCAAAUCAGGGUGUCACAAAAAUCUAAUCUUUAUAUUUCUUUCUCCUAUUACUUUAGGAAACAGAGUAGACUCGCAAGCACUUGAGUUGGUUUAUUUGUUAAAGAGCAAAGAACGCUUCAAAUCAUUCACCCAUGAUGUCCACUUUCUGGGCCAUUUCUUUCUUUGUAAUAUUAGGGGUUUUAUACAUUGGCAUAUGUGCUUAGGCAAAUGUAUGAUAGAUACAAAGAAACUCUGAGCAACUAUGCAGUUGAUUUAGAUUUUUAUUGGUUUUGUCCUCACAGCCUUCAAGCUCUAAGAAAGGUGUCUGUCAAGCACCUUCUGGCUGCUGUACGGGUGAAGCGAGGACAAAUCCUCCCAGUGAAAACGACUCUUUUUCUAUUCUUUUGCAGGUCUGAAAUGUACAGUUACCAUAGAAACAACAUUGCCACAAUAUGGCAUAUGCAAGGAAAACUCACAGUUUUGAUGCAACAGUUUUUCUCUCUAAAUGUUCCAGAAAGAAUCAGGCAAGGGUUUGAUUGAAGUGUUACUUACUCUAUAAAAUGCGUUUUAAGAAUCUAUGGCUUGUCUUAUUCAAAUUUACGUUGAGUCGAAUCCACUCAAAUGGGGACUCGUCAAUUGCAGGUCUUGGGAACACAAGGGGGUGGAGGGUUUGUGUUUUUAAAGCACUACCAUUGUCAAUGUAUCUGUUGGCUUUACUACGUUGCCUCUUAUCCCUCACAGCCCUGCAAUGUCAGCAUUUUCGUUCUCCCUUUUGAUUUUGUCUUAAUUUUUUUUUUUUUGUCGUUCCUUUUUGUUGACUGCUUCGGGUACUUGACACUUUAUAAUUGUAUACAUGUAUAUACAGCAGGUGGUGAUAUGACAUUGGCCCCCUCUUAAUGAUGAGGUGUACUUACCAAUCACUUUUUUUCCUCUUAGGCUUGAUGUCAUAUUUCUCACAGAGUGAAGCUUGUGGGUGAGCAGAAAAAAAAAAAUACAACUGUAUGAAUGUUCGAUGGGAAAAAAAUAAUUAAGUCACCCUAUUGACCUAAACUUAACACUUGACAUGUAUAAUUCCUGCCCAAAGGAUGAGGAGGUGGAAUGAAUGAAUGUGCUUAACUUUG